AUUGAAGCUCUGCCGUUUCAUCGAUUCUCUGAACCUCCAUGCCUGCCAUGCCUAUCAUGUCUGUUACUAGGUGAUCGGAUUCAAUAUGCCAAGGAAUCGACCUCCAACCACCGGGUACGCCCGAAUUGCCCAGGCGGAGGAGUCGGAUUCAGAGAACGAUGAUCUGGCCAACACCUCCUCCUUACAAGCAGCAGCAGCUCCACGCUAUGCACCCAUUACACAGCCUCGCCCGCAUGGGGGCAUGUACGCAGAUGGCUCGACAUCCCCAAAUGCUCCCAGACGAUAUCAGAAUCGAAGACGAAUGCGGAGUAACUCGUCGGGGGUAGAUAUCAAGGCGAUCAAUACGCGACUGGAGAGAUGGGCAGACGAAAUCGCGUCGAAGUUCAAGAUCAACAUAAUCAAGGGGAAGACGGCGGAAGAGGAAAGGCUGGAGAUCCACCAUUCGGUCUUCCAGGCGCCAGAAGGUGUAAUACCCGCGACGGCUGAGAUGCUCGCGUCAGAUCACGACCACAACCGAAUGACGAAGUCAGAGUUCGAUGAGAUCGUGGAAAGCGUUCGAGUUGCUAUCGAACAGGGCAUUCAUCCUAAGAUGAUCUCGCAGGGAAGCUCUGGUAGUUACUUUGCGCGGAACUCCCAGGGUAAAGUCGUUGGUGUCUUUAAACCUAAGGACGAGGAGCCCUACGCAGCAGGCAACCCGAAGUGGAACAAAUGGAUACACCGCAACCUCUUUCCGUGUUUCUUUGGCCGGGCAUGCCUCAUUCCUAACCUUAGCUACGUUUCCGAGGCUGCAGCGUACACCCUCGAUUGCAGACUACGGACGAACCUUGUACCAUACACCGAUAUAGUUCACCUCUCCUCGAAGUCCUUCCACUAUGAUUUUUGGGAUCGCAGGAAUUUCUACAGGAAGGGGAAACCUUUUCCACCCAAGGUUGGCAGCUUCCAGGUCUUUCUUAAGGGGUUCAAGGAUGCGAAUAUCUUUCUGAGGGAGCACCCCUGGCCAGACCGUUUAAAUGGUGCCUACACUCCAACGGACGGCCGGACGAGGAGGGGUAGGCCUUGGAGAGAGACAUGCAGACCAGAUACUAGAUCAGAUGAAGAUGACGAAGGUGGAAGCGAUCCCGCAUCAUCCGGGGCCGAUGAGACCAGGAGACGUUUUGUUUGGACCGAGGCAUUACAACAGUCAUUUCGCGAGGAACUCGAAAAGUUGGUUAUAUUGGAUUACAUUAUGCGGAAUACGGACAGAGGACUGGAUAAUUGGAUGAUUAAAGUGGACUGGGAGAACCAGGGCGUUUCCAUCGUCUCCGAACCACCUCAGAUGAACAUUGAUACCGAAGAGCAUGCACCACGUUUAGUUUCCUUAGCAGACUCAAACGGGUCCGAUCCAUACCGAGUUCAGGAGCCUAUGGAUGCCACUAGUAGAUCAGCUACACCAUCGAGAGUGGCUGGUCCUACGAUAUCAAUCGGUGCUAUCGACAACAGUCUAUCUUGGCCAUGGAAGCAUCCUGAUGCAUGGCGGAGCUUUCCCUUUGGAUGGUUAUUUCUACCAGUGUCACUCAUCGGCCAGCCAUUUACUCAAAAGUCUAGGGAUCACUUUCUGCCACUCCUCACUUCUAAGCAGUGGUGGAGUGAGACUCAGUUAGAAUUGAGAAAAGUCUUCAGCCAGGAUGCUGAUUUCCAGGAGCGAAUGUUUGCAAGACAGAUCGCUGUCAUGAAGGGCCAGGCAUGGAAUGUUGUUGAAACGUUAAAAACCGCGGAUCAUGGGCCAUUGGAGUUAACCAGAAGGGCACGUGUGUGUGUCUGGGAUGAUUUGGUUGACAUUCCGGUUGCAGUCCCGAUGCGGAGACCUUCGGCUGAGAUGAGAAGACGGAACGACGUGAGAUAUAACAGGGAUUUCGAUGAUGAGAUGGACAUCAGUGCUGCCAAUGCUCAAGGGCCGCAGCACGAUCUUCUGGGUCUAUAUACUCCUCCUGCCGAUCUGCCCAAUGCGAAUCGAUUUGAUCUGGCAAGUCCCCGGGCUAGUGGGGACGCAUCUGCCCCUCAAGCCUCCGCAUCCUCAGCAACCGGUAUGAAAGCCGGAACCCAGAAAGAGGGCGCGGUAAAGAAUGGCCAGGUCAAAUUUUCAGACCGACCGAGACCGAGUCACUCGAGGAAUCGCAUGAGUUACGACGGACCUUCGAGAUCUCCAUCGCAGGAACUUCGCGUCCCAACCAGGAGGUUUUCCUUCUCUGCCAGAAAUCGCGCUGCUGGACAGAUGUUCUACGUCGACGAUGAUUUGGAGGGAGAUCUUGGGUAUGCGGCAGCGAUGGAAGGAAACCAGCGGAAAGUGAUUGUGGAGCGGCUCGAGACAGUUAAGAGCAAAAAUCCGGUGUUCACGUGGUGUUAGGCCAGGGCCAAGACGGAGGCAAACUAGACCUAUUAUCUGGAUGUAUUAUAUUCAGGCACGGCGCUGGAGAGGACGGGGAGCAUAGUUCCUACAGGGCAAGACGUACAUACUAUAGAUUCCUUGGGAGCAUCUAAUCUAAUUGGAGCG
This is a messenger RNA of Amorphotheca resinae ATCC 22711, 2530 nucleotides long. RefSeq lists its product as hypothetical. Bases 86 to 2383 code for a protein of 765 amino acids. Lineage: Eukaryota; Fungi; Ascomycota; Leotiomycetes; Helotiales; Amorphothecaceae. Gene Ontology annotation, cellular component: fungal-type vacuole membrane; trans-Golgi network; plasma membrane. The transcript has a single exon. The record is from RefSeq and is a predicted model, not a curated record. Gene Ontology annotation, molecular function: 1-phosphatidylinositol 4-kinase activity. Gene Ontology annotation, biological process: phosphatidylinositol phosphate biosynthetic process; endosome organization; Golgi organization.